Messenger RNA from Cydia splendana, 9731 nucleotides. RefSeq lists its product as uncharacterized. The record is from RefSeq and is a predicted model, not a curated record. Gene Ontology annotation, molecular function: myosin II binding; syntaxin binding; GTPase activator activity. The transcript is spliced from 29 exons. The coding region runs from base 291 to 5687 and encodes 1798 amino acids. Lineage: Eukaryota; Metazoa; Arthropoda; Insecta; Lepidoptera; Tortricidae. Gene Ontology annotation, biological process: regulation of protein secretion; regulation of exocytosis. Gene Ontology annotation, cellular component: SNARE complex; plasma membrane; cytoplasm.
ACGUGGGCACGGAACGCGGCAACGUGCACGUGGUCAACAUAGAGACGUUCGCGCUGAGCGGCUACGUCAUCAACUGGAACAAGGCCAUCGAGGUUACGAGAACUAAUCACCCGGGAGCUGUAGUGGAAAUUAGCGACAACCCUUUGGAUGCCAAUAAGCUGCUAGUAGCCUACGAAACCGGACUAGUAGUAGUCUGGGACCUCCGAGCCAAGGCGGCCGAAUGGCGCGGCUCGCUCGGAACCCCGGGCGAAGGCAUCCGCGCGGCCGCUUGGCAACACGAUGGGAAAUUCAUGACGGCGCAUGUGGAUGGAGCGUUGGCGGUGUGGAACACACGUCAACCUAGACCCACAUCGCUAUCCUAUCCUCAUGCAAAAGCGAACAAAGAUGGAAAACUAGAACCUUGCAAACCUAUACACAGACUGGAAUGGAAAACGGCAAAAACAGGGGAAAGCCUAGUAAUAUUCUCCGGCGGGCUGCCAACAGACAAGGCGGGCCGCACGCACAGCAUCACAGUCCUCAACGGCAAAAGCACCACAGUUUUAGAGAUGGAGCACAGUGUGGUUGACUUUGUCACGCUCUGUGAGAGUCCACAUACGGCCGAUUACCAAGAGCCGUACGCGAUCGUGGUGCUACUUCAGAACGACCUGGUGGUGAUAGACCUGCAGACGCCCGGCUACCCUUGCUUCGAGAACCCUUACCCCAUGGACAUACAUGAAUCGCCCGUCACGUGCUGUUCGUACUUCGCCGACUGCCCUUCAGACUUGAUUCCUGCUUUCUAUUCGGUGGGUCGGCAAGGCAACAAGAAGGCGACGGGGUUCAGCGAGAAGGAGUGGCCGAUAAACGGCGGAGAGUGGGCGCCUGCCUCCUGCUCUUACAGCGAAAUUAUACUUACAGGGCAUCAAGAUGGUAGCAUAAAAUUUUGGGAUGCAAGUGCAGGGACCUUACAAAUUUUGUACAAAUUAAAGUGUUCUAAAGUAUUUGAGCGACGCGGUUCAGUGUCUGGCGGCUACGGCGGCGGCGGCAGCGAAGAUUCUCCCUUAGCUAUUCAGCAGGCGGCGCUGUGUGCGGAGUCGAGGCGGCUCUGCGCGGCGCUGCCGCACGGACACGUGGUGCUAUUCAAAUUCAGGAAACAGGACACGCAUGCUGAGACACAUGUAUUAGAAAUCCCAAUGAUAACGGAUUCACUAGAAGAGGAGGCGUCUCCGGAGCCUGAUGGCAGUCGCUCGGCGUCUUUCAGUCGCGGUGGAGACAGUAUAGAGGGAGAGAGUAGGAGAAGUGGUGUAUGGGCGGGUGGAGGCGGCGGCAUGGGCGGGCUGCGCGUGCGCGGCGCCGCAGGCACCGGCGGGGCGAGGCGUGCGGCCGGCUUCCAGGCCGCGCUCGUCGCGCUGCAGCAGGGCGCGCCCAGCCCCAUCACCGCGCUCACCAUCAACUCCUCCUACGGCCUCGUGGUGUAUGGCACGGGCGGCGUGCGGCCGGCUUCCAGGCCGCGCUCGUCGCGCUGCAGCAGGGCGCGCCCAGCCCCAUCACCGCGCUCACCAUCAACUCCUCCUACGGCCUGUGAGUACAGUACAGUGCCCUGCAGUAAUACAGCGUGGUGUAUGGCACGGGCGGCGUGCGGCCGGCUUCCAGGCCGCGCUCGUCGCGCUGCAGCAGGGCGCGCCCAGCCCCAUCACCGCGCUCACCAUCAACUCCUCCUACGGCCUGUGAGUACAGUACAGUGCCCUGCAGUAAUACAGCGUGGUGUAUGGCACGGGCGGCGUGCGGCCGGCUUCCAGGCCGCGCUCGUCGCGCUGCAGCAGGGCGCGCCCAGCCCCAUCACCGCGCUCACCAUCAACUCCUCCUACGGCCUCGUGGUGUAUGGCACGGGCGGCGUGCGGCCGGCUUCCAGGCCGCGCUCGUCGCGCUGCAGCAGGGCGCGCCCAGCCCCAUCACCGCGCUCACCAUCAACUCCUCCUACGGCCUGUGAGUACAGUACAGUGCCCUGCAGUAAUACAGCGUGGUGUAUGGCACGGGCGGCGUGCGGCCGGCUUCCAGGCCGCGCUCGUCGCGCUGCAGCAGGGCGCGCCCAGCCCCAUCACCGCGCUCACCAUCAACUCCUCCUACGGCCUGUGAGUACAGUACAGUGCCCUGCAGUAAUACAGCGUGGUGUAUGGCACGGGCGGCGUGCGGCCGGCUUCCAGGCCGCGCUCGUCGCGCUGCAGCAGGGCGCGCCCAGCCCCAUCACCGCGCUCACCAUCAACUCCUCCUACGGCCUCGUGGUGUAUGACACGGGCGGCGCGCGGCGUGCGGCCGGCUUCCAGGCCGCGCUCGUCGCGCUGCAGCAGGGCGCGCCCAGCCCCAUCACCGCGCUCACCAUCAACUCCUCCUACGGCCUCGUGGUGUAUGGCACGGGCGGCGUGCGGCCGGCUUCCAGGCCGCGCUCGUCGCGCUGCAGCAGGGCGCGCCCAGCCCCAUCACCGCGCUCACCAUCAACUCCUCCUACGGCCUGUGAGUACAGUACAGUGCCCUGCAGUAAUACAGCGUGGUGUAUGGCACGGGCGGCGUGCGGCCGGCUUCCAGGCCGCGCUCGUCGCGCUGCAGCAGGGCGCGCCCAGCCCCAUCACCGCGCUCACCAUCAACUCCUCCUACGGCCUGUGAGUACAGUACAGUGCCCUGCAGUAAUACAGCGUGGUGUAUGGCACGGGCGGCGUGCGGCCGGCUUCCAGGCCGCGCUCGUCGCGCUGCAGCAGGGCGCGCCCAGCCCCAUCACCGCGCUCACCAUCAACUCCUCCUACGGCCUCGUGGUGUAUGGCACGGGCGGCGUGCGGCCGGCUUCCAGGCCGCGCUCGUCGCGCUGCAGCAGGGCGCGCCCAGCCCCAUCACCGCGCUCACCAUCAACUCCUCCUACGGCCUGUGAGUACAGUACAGUGCCCUGCAGUAAUACAGCGUGGUGUAUGGCACGGGCGGCGUGCGGCCGGCUUCCAGGCCGCGCUCGUCGCGCUGCAGCAGGGCGCGCCCAGCCCCAUCACCGCGCUCACCAUCAACUCCUCCUACGGCCUGUGAGUACAGUACAGUGCCCUGCAGUAAUACAGCGUGGUGUAUGGCACGGGCGGCGUGCGGCCGGCUUCCAGGCCGCGCUCGUCGCGCUGCAGCAGGGCGCGCCCAGCCCCAUCACCGCGCUCACCAUCAACUCCUCCUACGGCCUCGUGGUGUAUGGCACGGGCGGCGUGCGGCCGGCUUCCAGGCCGCGCUCGUCGCGCUGCAGCAGGGCGCGCCCAGCCCCAUCACCGCGCUCACCAUCAACUCCUCCUACGGCCUGUGAGUACAGUACAGUGCCCUGCAGUAAUACAGCGUGGUGUAUGGCACGGGCGGCGUGCGGCCGGCUUCCAGGCCGCGCUCGUCGCGCUGCAGCAGGGCGCGCCCAGCCCCAUCACCGCGCUCACCAUCAACUCCUCCUACGGCCUGUGAGUACAGUACAGUGCCCUGCAGUAAUACAGCGUGGUGUAUGGCACGGGCGGCGUGCGGCCGGCUUCCAGGCCGCGCUCGUCGCGCUGCAGCAGGGCGCGCCCAGCCCCAUCACCGCGCUCACCAUCAACUCCUCCUACGGCCUGAUGGCGUGGGGCGGCGAGCGCGGCGUGGUGGUGGUGGACGUGUCGCGGCGCGCCGUGGUGGCGGCGCUGGCCGCGCACGCGCUGUACGGCCCGCUCGACCCCUGGGGCCGCCACGCCGCGCCGCCCGGCGCCGAGCGCGCCCGCGAGCCCAGCCUCGACCAGCUCGAGGACGGCUCGGCGCGCUCUCCUCCCGCCGCCGCGACCGCCCCGGCCGCGCCCAGCCCGGCGGAGCCCGACGACGACGAGCGCCCCAAGCUGGACGCCCGGAGGAAAUCGACGCCCUGGAAGACCUUCAACCUGAAGCGCCAGCUCUCGAAAGUCGACCUCAAACUGAAGGCCGCGUUCGCGGUGCCCUCCGAACCGAACUUGGAAGAGAAGACGGAGGAGCCCGCUAGCACGUCGCAGUUUUACGAUGCGCCGGUAGAGAAAGCGGAGAUCGCGAUAGAAUCGUUGGAAGAGUCGCCCGAGAGUGAAUCGCCGCGCGAGGAUGAGGAGGGAAGCGCGGCGGCGUCCCCGGCGCGCGGGGAUAUGUUCGAGCGCAUGCAUAAAGAGUUACAAGAGCAGGCGCAGCCGGUCCCGAGCCAGCCUGCACCGACGCAGCAGGGCGACGUGUACGACCGCAUGCACAAGGAGCUGCAGGAGCGCUGGCAGGAGCGCGACGAGGCGACGCGGCCCGACUCGCUGGCGCUGGAAGAGGCGCCGGUGCGGCCGCCGCGGGCCCGCGAGCGCGAGCAGCGGCUGCUGUCCGUGCCCAACAUCAAGUACGGCAAGAAGGCGGAGGUGAGGGACCUGCGGCGGCCGGGCGCGGCCGCGGGGGCGCCGCCGGCCUCGGGCAUCGGGAACCUGAUGCGGCGCUUCAGGGAGUAUCUAGCGCGGCUGUGCCCGCGACGCGAGGGGCGAGGGGAGGACGUUGAAGCGCCAGACAAGCUGGACAGCUCGUUCUCGCGCUCGCGGUCCAGCAGCAUGUCCAGCCUGGAGAACAUCUCGCAGGAGGGCAUCCAGUGUCUCGCGUUCGCUGACAGCUAUACGAAGAAGUCAGACCCGACGACGCUGCUGCCGACCCUGUGGAUCGGCACGACGCUGGGCUCCGUGCUCACCAUGAUGAUCAGCCUGCCCGAAGCCGACAAUAGGCAUACACAGCCCGUGGUUGUUUCCAUGAGUGGUGGUCCUAUUUUCAGGUUAAAAGGUUCAAUUCUGGCGAUGUCAUUCCUAGACUGUAAUGGUGCUUUAAUACCUUAUUCAUUUGAGAGUUGGAAAGAUGAUGCGAAAGAUGUAAGAGGAAGCCGCGAACGAACGCCAACGAAGCAAAGCUCAUCGAGCAGCGGCAGCCGCAUGAGUCCCACGCCGGGCGCGGAGGGCGGGAGCGUCGGCGACCGCCAGUUCGUGGUGAUCGCCAGCGAGAAGCAGGCGCGCGUGGUGGCGCUGCCGAGCCAGAACUGCGUUUAUCGACAGCAGAUUGUGGACACUGAUUUCGUUGUUAAGGCUGAGAUUGUUAGCUUGAAAGAUAGUGUAUGUCUUGUCAAUUACCUGUCAACGGGGCACCUGGCCGCGUACAGUUUGCCGUCUCUGCGGCCGCUCGUGCACGUCGACUUCCUCCCACUCUCCGAGCUCAGGAUAGCGAAGACGUUCUGCUUCAGCAACCGCGGGCACGGGCUGUACCUCGCCUCGCCCACCGAAAUACAGAAGUUCACCAUCGACGCCGAGUUCUGCGUGAGUCUCAACGAGAUGCUGGGAGAGUUGUUCCUGCCGCGGGACAUGCCCGAGCCCCCCAAGGAGAGUUUCUUCAGGGGUCUCUUCGGCGGUGGUUCCCGGGCUCUCGACCGCGAAGAACUUUUCGGCGAACAAAGCGGCAAGCCGAACCGCACCGUAGCGAAGGUGAUCCCCGGCCCCAAAGAGAACUUGGAUCAGCUGGGCGCGCGCGCGUCCACGGCGGCCAGCGAGGUGGCGCGCGCGCACAUGCUGGCGCUGGAGCGCGGCGACAAGCUCGGCCAGCUCGAGGACCGCACCGAGCGCAUGUCCAACGAGGCUGCGCAAUUUUCGUCGUCCGCGCACCAGUUGAUGCUCAAAUACAAGGACAAGAAAUGGUACCAGCUGUGAGCUUGCCGGCCUGGACAUGCUGCCGGCCUCGCCGCGGCCUCGCUCGUCGUAGUUUAGUACCGGGCCUCGCGCCCUAGAGCUUAGCUACCCACGUAGAGAUCUUAUGAAUACUUUAGACCCUCUAGCCUCUAGGCGUGACUUGAAAUGAAUGAACGCACAAUGUUCCCGCGGGCAGCGCUGGCGCCGCCGCGUAUCUUCGCUUGCGAAACACCGGACUCUUAUCUUAUGUCUAAGUAACCGUAUCACUAAGAAAUGAUUAACUACUAAAUAGUAUGACGUAUGACAGACAGUUUUAGAUUUUUUUUUCCAGAUAGUGUCGCUAAGAUUUGCAUAUGAAUCGACAAAUCCAGGAUGAAUAUAGAUCAUCAAGACCAAGAAGUGAAAAUGGCGUACUCCCGAUACGGAUUUUCCAUAUAAAAACAGUCCCGAAACUGGGAAUUCCCGUUCUCGCCAUACAAAAUCAGCAGUAGGUAGGUACCUGGAGAAUUCCCUGGUGAAGUACCAUAAUCCAAAACACUUAAAUUUUGCAUCAAUAACCGAAUGAAAUAAUAAUUCUGAAGUUUGCUACCUAAUGUAAUUUUGAAAAUCUGGUGUUUUGUAAACGAAGCCUUCGACUUCGCGCUGAAUCGUUCAAUUAUUUCUGUGCCUAAUAUUCUUACUUCUUUCGGCGGCGCCGGUGCGUUUUCCGGGCGUUCGCGGAGCGUCUCAACCGCUGAUCUUCCCAAACAAUUUUCUGUAGGUCAUCCCCUUGAUAUCGUCAGAGUUAGAAAAGCUCUUCUGACAAACAAACUACGGACGUCCUUUUAUGAUCAUCGAUAUUCAUUAGCUAAAAGCAAAGAUACAUUGAUUGGGUAAGAUGCGUAAAAUCUAAGAUAAUUUCGUGCUUCUAAUUUGACAGGUAAACGAGAUGGAGCUGUAGAGCUCAAUAUUUUGCGGUAACUCUGAUUGUCAAAAGUUGACGUUUGACAAUUCAGUGACCGCAAAACAUAAUGUAUGGCGCAGUACAGCGCCAUCUGUUUUGGAUGUCAAACUAAGGGCCACGUUUUUUUCUUAGACCUUACCUCUCUAUUACAAUCAAUUCUCUUUGCUAAAAGUGACAUCAACAUUAAAAUCACGUGAAACCUACAGCUUGAGAGAUUCUACGAUUUCUUUCCGCCUAUGACGAUAUUCUCUGCAUAAAAAAAGACGCCACUAAGGUUUCACCUAAUAUCGAAGGAUCUUAUAUUUCGUGACCGUGAAAGUCCACCUUUUAAAUAAUUUAAAAGGUGGAGGCUGCGAUUGAGACGUUCCAAAGAUGCCCCAUCCCUUCGCUUCGGUCCGACGGCGCUCGCCGGUGUACAUACUCGUAGCGCCGUUCGUUCACCCGAUGUGAUAAUGUAAAUAAUCGAAAGCAUUAACUAUUGUACUUAACUCUUUUUAUACAAUGUACCUAACGGUAGCCCGCUCUGUCUCCCGUAGAUGCACUCGUAGGACUAGCAUGACCGGCCGGCGCAAAUAUGUCGCUCGAUAAAUUUAUCGCGGCCGACUGUGCUAGUCAUCUCUUAGCGUUUGUGUCUCGCUCGGCCCGCGCCGGUCCGCGACGGCACAGUUAGUUGUAAAUUUUAUAGAUACGAGUAACAAAUGAAAUAAGUAUAAUGGAUAACAAUAAUAGUCGACGAUGUUGAUCUGUAUAAAGUAUUAAGUACAUAAUAAAUAAAGAGAUACUUAUAAAGAUUGGAAAAUUAAGCAUUGGAUGACAAUAAUUUUUGUUACACUCGUCAGUUUGCGCUCGGCCGUCGGUCCGCCGGGCGAAUCCGAUGUCUUACGACACUCAAUUUUACUUCGCAAAUUUUGUCACGGCAAUGCAUUAUAUUUCAGAAACAAGAUUAACGGUAGGAAUACAGACAGUCGGAAUAUAAAUUCGACAGAAUACACGGUCCGUGUUAGCAUAUACAUAGCAUGUAUUUACAAUUAUAUCGUCAUGUUUAUUCCGUGUCAAAAAUUGUCGUUGAGAACUUAGUGACGUAAGCCACGGGUGCCUUCGCAUUACGUUACGCCCCCAGAUCGUUUGUUUAGCAUUUAUUAGUGAAUUAAAGUUAUAUUAUUGUUAGUGUUUAUAAAUAAUCAGACGCGUCAUCGCGACGCACAUACAAAAAAUAGCAAUACUACGUGUGGGUUACCAGCCUAAUGUAAACCAGACCAAUCGGUGUCGUGUCGGUGUUGCUAGCUAAAACAAAUAAUAAGAUAAAUAAAGCGAUAACUACGCUACUAAAAUAACGACUAAAAGCUGUUGUGUAUAUCGCUGGCUCUUUAGGUAAACGGUGGGCAACGCGGCGCUGUUUUUUAUACAAAUUAAGGGCGUACUUGCUAAAGCCAAAAGUUGUUUUUUCGUGCACAUUCCAAUGUGCCCUUUUGGCUUAGAUCUGAUAGCAUAAAUUGUCGUAGGUACCUAUAGCGCGAUAAUGAACGAGCAUCCGUCUCUUACUAUCAAGCGAUGCCACAACGUGAUACGACGUUCUUUAUCUUGUCGCGCCGCGUCCCGCCCUAGCAUAAGUACCGUGUAGUAUAUCGGUGUAUCACAUGGCAAUAAUUUGUAUCUACGCGAAGCCGCUACACUGCUCCGUUGCUUUCCGAUCAUUUAUACCUACUUAUCUUUCUAAACUUCCUUUGGAUAUUGUAUCGUCCAAUGUCAUUUAAUCGCCUUACUUAGCUUCGAUUUUAUACUCUAUAUAGAGAUGCUAGUUCGAUUUAGUUUGUAUUGUACGUAUUAGUUAGCGUCUGUAUAAUAUCUUCAGCUGUAUAAUGUUGGAUGCCAAAGGUUUGUACUAUUUUGACGCUGUGUUAUACAUAAUUGUUACACGAUUUGUAAGCGUAUUUUAUUUUAGUUAGAGUUCCGUUUUUGCAAAUAUGACAACUAGAGUACCUUCAUAGGCUUGCGGUGCAACAGUACCGCUUGUCAAUAUCACUAUCGUAGCUGUUUUUAACCAGAUUAUUUUGGAAUAGAGACCUAUAUCGGAAUCUCCGGAUUUUACUCGAAAGUGGCUAUUUUCAUAGAACUGUUUUCCCUGGUGUUUCCAGGUGUUUUAAAGCUUUUAGGUAUUUCUUUAGAACCCGUACCUGCCGCUCGCGUAUCACUGUAUCGUCGCAUAUCAGUCGAGUAAGGUCCGUUCAAAAUAGCCCUAAAGCGUAAAGUAGAUUUUUCAUUUUCACAAGUCGAGUUAAUAUUAAGGUCCUUUGAAGCAUGUUGAUAUCUCCGUUGAGUAUGAGUCAAGAGUUUAUUUCAGAUGAUAGUCCACUAUGUUACUAGCUUUGUCACGGCAAUUGUCGAUAUGUCGACAAACAUUUUGACAUGAUUCAUGACAUAUUAUCUGCGGGAUUACCAGGAAGCAGUGUCAGAAAAUGACGUUUGAUAAACACGAUCAUCGUAGCCCUGCAGAUUAUUGCAGUCUUCGUCAACUGUGAAAGUCAAUCACGUAAUUGUCGUGGCAAGGUAUUUAAUGGCUUAGCCGGCAACACUUCGGCCAUAGCUUAGAUCUGUCCUAGGCCAGUGUCGUCGGUACAGCCUUUGUUUAUAAAUAAAAUACAUUUAUCUACAGUCCGCCAUGUUGUCUAGUCUCCCCUCCUCGGUCUCCCUCUAACCGAGGCCGCGCUCUACUAGUGUAAAAAGGACAAGUUAAGUUUUCCCAAUUUUAUUAAAUUGUUAUGCAGUUAAAGUUUAUAUUGUAGUUCUGUUCGAGCUAGCCGAGUUCCGAUAAUACGCUGAGAAUUCAUUUGGAAAUUAUGGGACUAAAUUAAGAUAAGAUUGUAAAUAAAUAAAUAACAAAAAAAAACUUGUGGCAAAUUAUUACUUGUUAAUCUGUAAUAAUGGUCGUUAAUUUUAUUAUUUUGUAUCGAUUAAACGACUGUAUCCUUUUUUAAACGUUCGGAAAUGUGGAAAUUAUAAUACUAUAACUAUACAUAUUGUAUAUAAAGGAUGCUGUUGAAUUAUAUUUAUUAUUUAGUUUGGUAGAUGAUUAUUAGUCAUUAUAUAAAAUAAAUUAUAAAAAUAAAAUAUUAUCGAAAUAA